Messenger RNA from Carassius auratus (goldfish), 5991 nucleotides. RefSeq lists its product as uncharacterized. Gene Ontology annotation, biological process: cell surface receptor signaling pathway; adenylate cyclase-activating G protein-coupled receptor signaling pathway. Lineage: Eukaryota; Metazoa; Chordata; Actinopteri; Cypriniformes; Cyprinidae. The coding region runs from base 128 to 5920 and encodes 1930 amino acids. The record is from RefSeq and is a predicted model, not a curated record. Gene Ontology annotation, molecular function: G protein-coupled receptor activity. Gene Ontology annotation, cellular component: plasma membrane. The transcript is spliced from 61 exons.
GGAUGAUGAACAGAUAAAAUAUCUACAUGCAUCUCAGCACAGAAAUUUGUUUUAGUUGGUUGUGUCAGUGAGCAUCACUGAAAAGCAGGAAUCUUGUCCUCUGAACCGGUUGGUGAAUAAAGAGAACAUGUCAAUGGAUUCUCCUCUUAAUAAAAGUUUUAUAAGAGCACCAACUAUCUUACUAAUGCUGUAUGUCUUAACACUUAACUUGGCCUUAACAACUGUUGCACAAGAGAAGACGACCCCAGUUGAUUAUAAUUCUUCUAACCCCUGCUUCAACUACACUGUGCUGGACAAUCCAUGGAGAGCCUCUAAUAGACAAUCUUAUGACCGCAUGUGUGACACUAUCACCUGGAGAGGCUGGUAUCGUCUCUUCCUUCGUGGCCUGAAUGUUAAAAUCUCAGACACUUGUGUAAUGAAGUAUCACUGUAGCACAGAUAUCCCACUGUGGAUACCUGAUGGACACCCAACAGUUGAGGAUGGAGUCGUCACUCGAGAUGUCUGUGGUAACUGGGACAAUUACUGUUGCUAUUACGGCUCUUACCCCAUUAAAGUCAAAGCUUGUCCAGGCAAUUAUUAUGUCUAUGAGCUGGUUAGUCCAACUGUGUGCUAUUCCGCAUACUGUGCAGAUGUUAGCAGCAUUAACACCAGCUCUUCAGCAGUCAUACCAGCGACUCUCUUAACUGAUUAUUAUUCUGCUGACCCCUGUUACAACUACACUGUGUUGGACGACCCAUGGAGAGCAAACAGCAGGCAAUUUUAUAAUUAUUAUUAUGAUAACUACUAUUACAACUACUACAAGUGUGACACCAGAGUCAGCUGGAGUGGCUGGUAUCGUCUCUUCAUUAACGAUGUGAGCGCUCACAUCCAAGACACCUGUGUUGCUCAGUACAGCUGUGGCACUGAUAUCCCAUUGUGGAUUCGUGGUGGACACCCAACAGUUGAGGAUGGAGUCGUCACUCGAGGUGUCUGUGGUAUUUGGAACAAUGACUGCUGCUAUUUUGGGUCUUACCCCAUUAAAGUCAAAGCCUGUCCAGGCAAUUAUUACGUCUAUGAGCUGGUUAGUCCAACUGUCUGCAGUUCAGCAUACUGUGCAGAUGUUAGCAGCAUUAACACCAGCUCUACAGCCGUCACAGCAGUGACCAUCUCCACUGAUUAUCAUUCUGCUGACCCCUGCAACAACUACAUUGUGCUGGACAAUCCAUGGAGAGCCUCUAACAGACAAUCUUAUGACCGCAUGUGUGACACUAUCACCUGGAGAGGCUGGUAUCGUCUCUUCCUUCAUGGCUUGAAUGUUCAAAUCUCAGACACUUGUGUUAUGAAGUAUCGCUGUAGCACUGAUAUCCCACUGUGGAUUCAUGGUGGACACCCAAGAAUUGAUGAUGGAGUCGUCACUCGAGAUGUCUGCGGUCACUGGGAAAAUUACUGCUGUUAUUACAGGUCUUACCCCAUUAAAGUCAAAGCUUGUCCAGGAAAUUAUUAUGUCUAUGAGCUGGUUAGUCCAACUAAAUGCAAUGCAGCAUACUGUGCAGAUGUUAGCAGCAUUAACACCAGCUCUUCAGCAGUCAUACCAGCGACUCUCUUAACUGAUUAUUAUUCUGCUGAUCCCUGUUACAACUACACUGUGCUGGACGAUCCAUGGAGAGCCAACGGCAGGCCAGAUUAUAAUUAUCACAACUACUACAAGUGUGACACCACAGUCACCUGGAGCGGCUGGUAUCGUCUCUUCAUUAACGGUGUGAGCGCUCAUAUCGCAGACACGUGUGUUGCUCAGUAUAGCUGUGGUACUAAUAUCCCACUGUGGAUUCGUGGUGGACACCCAACAGUUGAGGAUGGAGUCGUCACUCGAGAUGUCUGCAGUAACAAUGGCAUUUACUGCUGUUAUUACGGGUCUUACCCCAUUAAAGUCAAAGCCUGCCCUGGCAAUUAUUAUGUCUAUGAGCUGGUUAGACCAACUGUCUGCAGUUCAGCAUACUGUGCAGAUGUUAGCAGCAUUAACACCAGCUCUAUAGCCGUCACACCAACGACCAUCUCCACUGAUUAUCUCUCUGUCAACCCCUGCUUCAACUACACUGUGCUGGAUAAUUCAUGGAGAGCCACCAACAACAUAUAUUCCUCCCCCAUGUGUGACACCUCAGUCACCUGGAGAGGGUGGUAUCGUCUCCUUCUUAAUGGUCUGAGUGCUCAGAUCCCAGACACGUGUGUUCCAACAUACAGAUGUGACACUGCUGCCCCACUGUGGAUCCGUGGUGGACACCCAACAGUUGAGGAUGGAGUCGUCACUCGAGAUGUUUGUAGUCACUGGAGCAGUGACUGUUGCUAUUACACCUCUUUUCCCAUUAAAGUAAAAGCCUGUUCAGGAAAUUAUUAUGUCUAUGAGCUGGUUAGUCCAACCUUAUGUAAUUCAGCAUACUGUGCAGUUAUUAACAGCAUUACCACCAGCUCUACAGCCAUCACAACAGAGACCUUACCAACUGCUGUUACUAACAUCAGCAGUACCUCUACAACAGUAACACCAGAGAUGAGUUCAGCUGUUAUUAACAGCAUUACCACCAGCUCUACAGCCAUCACAACAGAGACCUUAUCAACUGCUGUUACUAACAUCAGCAGCACUGCUACAACAGUCACACCAGAGACGAGCUCAGCGGCUGUUACUGACAUCAGCAGCACUGAAAUGAAUGUCACACUAGAGAUGAGCUCAUCUGCUGUUACUAACAUCAGCAGUACCUCUACAACAGUAACACCAGAGAUGAGUUCAGCUGAUGUUAGCAGCAUUACCACCAGCUCUACAGCCAUCACAACAGAGACCUUAUCAACUGCUGUUACUAACAUCAGCAGCACUGCUACAACAGUCACACCAGAGACGAGCUCAGCUGCUGUUACUAACAUCAGCAGUACCUCUACAACAGUGACACCAGAGAUGAGUUCAGCUGUCAUUUCCAUAACAUCUGUCAAUCCAUCUACGACAGUCUUUUUACCACCAGUCACUUCCACAACAUCUACCAGUUCUACUUCUACAGCCUCUUUACAACCAGUCACAUCCACGACAUCUACCAGUCCCUCAACUGCAGCCUCUUUACAGCCGGUCACUUCCACAACAUCUGCCAGUUCAACAUUUACAGCCUCUUUACAGCCAUUCACUUCCACAAGAUCUACAAAUUUGACAUCUACUGUCUCUUUACAGCCGGUCAUUUUCACAACAUCUACAGGUUCAACAUCUACUGUUCCUCUACAGCCGGUCACUUCCACAACAUCUACCAGUCCCUCUACAGGUGAAGAUGAUGCAGGACUACACUUCUCUUUACAGCCAUUCACUUCCACAACAUCUUCUAUUUCAACAUCUACUGUUCCUCUACAGCCAGUCACUUCCACAACAUAUACCAGUUCUACUUCUACAGACACUUCCACAACAUCUACAAGUUCUACUACUACACUGGAGCAUGUUGCUGGACUGCACUCCUCUUUUCAACCAGUCACAGAACCUUCCACAACAUCUACCAGUCCCACUACUACAGUCUCUUUACAGCCGGUCCCUUCCACAACAUCUACCAGUCCCACUCCUACAGUCUCUUUACAGCCGGUCACUUCCACAACAUCUACCAGUCCCACUACAGUCUCUUUACAGCCACUCACUUCCACAACAUAUUCUAUUUCAACAUCUACUGUUCCUAUACAGCCAGUCACUUCCACAACAUCUACCAGUUCUACUUCUACAGACACUUCCACAACAUCUACAAGUUCUACUACUACACUAGAGCAUGUUGCUGGACUGCACUCCUCUUUUCAACCAGUCACAGAACCUUCCACAACAUCUACCAGUCCCACUACUACAGUCUCUUUACAGCCGGUCACUUCCACAACAUCUACCAGUCCCACUACAGUCUCUUUACAGCAGGUCACUUCCACAACAUCUUCUAUUUCAACAUCUACUGUUCCUAUACAGCCAGUCACUUCCACAACAUCUACCAGUUCCACUACUACAGUCUCUUUACAGCCGGUCACUUCCACAACAUCUACCAGUCCCACUACAGUCUCUUUACAGCCACUCACUUCCACAACAUCUUCUAUUUCAACAUCUACUGUUCCUCUACAGCCGGUCACUUCCACAACAUCUACCAGCCCCACUACUACAAUCUCUUUACAGCCGAUCACUUCCACAGCAUCUACAAUUUCUACUACUACAGUUUCUUUACAGCCAGUCACAUCUACACUUUCAACAUCUACAGCACUAGUCAUUUCUACAGAUCACCUACAGUCAUUUACUUCUACAGUUCCUCUACAAUCAGUCACUUCUACAACAUCUUCAAUUAAAGAUCUAAAUACCACAAUGCUGGAAGACUGUAAGAUCACAGGAAAAUGUGUAGAAAAUCUUCUUGGCCUGAUAGAAAACUCAACAGUUGAAGUGCUUCCUUUGAUCGAAGUGACAAAAAUUUUGGAUGUGGUCCUCAACGCUACAGAGAAGGUUGUAACCUCAUCAUCAUCUGACCCAAAUAAACUUGUGUCGGAUGGAAACCAUCUGUUAAAAGCCAGUGAGAAACUCGUUUCCAUGCUGGUGAGACCAACAAACACAAGUGACAAUGUAAAUUUUACACUUGACACUGUGGAGGGACAAGUCUUCAUGGUUGGACCACAGGUCACCUUAGAUAAAAUCCCUCGACUCGACACGUCAAAUUCUUCUGUGGACAUUGAUCUCAUUGGGAUUGCCAAGAACAACAAUAAAACAAGAUCAGCUGCUGUGGCUUUCAUGAGCUACAACAUGAUGGAGAAUCUACUGAAGCCAGAUUUCUUCAGCACACCAAAGGACACGAUUAAAACCAUGAUGUCCACUGUGAUCUCAGCUACUCUUCCCAAAACCACCAACACUACACUAACUAAACCAGUCAACUUCACCCUCAAACACAUCAGAGAGUUUGAUCCAAACGGUUCUCUGUCCUGUGUAUACUGGAAUAUCAAUGAGUGGAUUGUAGAUGGUUGUUCUGUUUUAACGACCACCAGCAGCUACACUGUGUGUUCCUGUGAACAUCUGUCGACAUUCGCUCUCAUCAUGCAAACCAGCCGCCCACCAAAGAGCAACUCACUAAUGGAGUUGUUGAAUUUGGUGUGUGUGAUCGUGGGGCUGGUGUUCUUCAGUUUGGCCCUGUUGACCUUUACCCUUUGUCGGUGGAGUCCUGGAGUGAAUAAUGUGGCUCGAAUCAACAUCUGCAUCAGUCUUCUGUUGGCUCACCUUCUGUUUCUGCUCACACAGCAGUUCCUGAGCCUCAUACGUCCUCUGCAGGUGCUGUGUGCCGUGAUCUCAGGCCUUCUGCAAUUCCUCUUUCUCUCCGGAUUUGUUUGGAUGUUCAUUGAAGCUGUGCUACUCUUCAUCUGCAUGGAGAACUUAUCACAGAUCAGCUCCAUUAAUAGGACGGUGCUUAGCAGAGAAUUCCUGUGUGUAAUGGGAUAUGUGGUUGCUCUGGUUGUUGUGGUUGUGUCUGUUGUGGUGGAUCCUAAAGGCUACGGAAGUGAAAUGUGCUGGAUAAAAAUAGACAAAGGCUUCAUCUCAAGUUUUCUUGGACCUGUUUGCAUGAUACUAACAACAAACACGAUUCUCUUCAUCAAGAUCGUCCUCACUCUGAACUCAACUCUCAAAAAUCUAAAUUCAGACAUUUCACAAAUAAAACAAACCAAGAUAAUGGCAUUUAAAACUCUGGCUCAGUUUGUGGUUCUUGGUUGCUCCUGGAUUCUGGGUUUCUUCACUAAUGACAGUGAGGUGUUGGAGAUCCUCUUCCUGAUCUUGAACUCCCAGCAGGGAACCUUCAUCUUCCUGAUCUACUGUGUCCUCAAUAAUGAGGUCAGGCAGCAGUACAGGAAGUUCUUCAGAUGUCUUUGCUGUGGACAAAAACAACAACAGUAUCUUCUUCAGAGAGAGAGAGAGAAAUAAAAAGUACUGCCAUUAUUAUUUCAGGUUGUUAAACUUACAUUAAAAAUAUACAACAGAAUCAAUAUUCGUCU